GUGUGUGUGCAGAGAGACGGACAGUAGAGGAAAAUGAAAGCAGCUUCCAUCAUGGCGUCCUUCGUCCCGGAGCGAGGUCUGUCCCCCCCCACCACCGAACACUCCCUCCCCCAGCAGGAGCUCUCGUCUCUGGGCCUCGACCCGUCCGACUUCAGCCUCUACAGUCCUCCAGCUCCUCCAGAGUCCGGCCUGUCUGCCUCCUCGUGGAUCCCUCAGUCCAGCCUCCACGGGGACAACUACGUCUGCUUCUCCAGCCCGGACCAGGGCCCCGUCUCUGGGACCACAGGACUCCCAGUAGGACUCCCAGUAGGUCUUCCAGUAGGACUCCCACCAGGUCUCCCCCCGGCCCUCAUGGGCCUCCUCCCUCACCUCUACGGCCUCCAGAGGCCCCUGCUCCCCGGCUGCCCCUGGUUCUCCCUCUCCACCCCGGAGGAGGUGCUGCGUCUGGUCCGCCCGCCGUACUCUUACUCCGCUCUCAUCGCCAUGGCGAUACAGAGCGCGCCCGAGCAGCGGCUGACGCUCAGCCAGAUCUACCGGUACGUCGCCGACAACUUCCCCUUCUACAGCCACAACAAGGCUGGCUGGCAGAACUCCAUCAGACACAACCUGUCGCUCAACGACUGCUUCAGGAAGGUGUCCCGCGACGAGAGCGACCCAGGAAAAGGAAACUACUGGACUCUGGAUCCAAACUGUGAGAAGAUGUUCGACAACGGAAACUUUCGCCGCAAGAGGAAGAGGAAGGCGGAUAACGUGACCGGCGUUAAUACACCUUCCUCCUCCUCUUCCUCCUCUUCCUCCUCCUCCUCUGACUCAUCCUCGUCGGAGCCCAGCCCUAAACUUCCCAGCAUGCACUGCGGCGGCAGCACUGAGUUCCCUGCCCUCUCAGACGCUCCUCUCAGCAGCUUCCUGUGUCACCUCCAGGACUCCCUCCUCCCUCCUCUUCCUCCUCUUCCUCCUCACCCCGGCUCCUCCUCGCUGUACAUGCAGGUACCGGACCACGCCUCCCCCCCUCCUCCUCAGGGAUACUCUUACUCCCCCGGCGCCGUGGUUCCGCAGUGGGACACCUGCAGCUCCUCUCCUCCCUUCUACGCCUCGCUCCAUCACUCCUCCCCUCCUCCUCCUCCUCCUCUCCUCCCCUCCUCCCACUUGACUCCCCCACACUUCGACCCCCUGGCUGGCUCGCCGCCGCUCUACGUCGACCUGCAGACGGCGUCGUGUUUCCUGCCGGACCUGCAGGAGGCCCAGCAGCUCCAGGCCCAGUGCGGCCCUCUCUUCUCUGGAGGGUUCUCCGACGCUCUGCCCCUCGACCCUCUGGUUCUCCAGCAGUGACAGGAAGUGAUGCGACGCUUCCAGGAAACGUUGUGUGUUUACACGGAGAACUGAUGUGGAUCUAACUCUGAAUUCAAAGUCUGUAAAGUUUGUUAAAUGUUGUAAAGCAGCCAGAACACACUGAGCUGUGAAGUGUCAGAAUGUUUGUAUUUAUCUUUUUUCUUAAAGUUACAAAAG
Molecule: messenger RNA, 1506 nt
Organism: Anoplopoma fimbria (sablefish)
Lineage: Eukaryota; Metazoa; Chordata; Actinopteri; Perciformes; Anoplopomatidae
Gene: foxi3a
Product: forkhead box I3a
Exons: 2
Coding region: 34-1329 (431 amino acids)
Biological process (GO): anatomical structure morphogenesis; regulation of transcription by RNA polymerase II; cell differentiation
Molecular function (GO): DNA-binding transcription factor activity, RNA polymerase II-specific; RNA polymerase II cis-regulatory region sequence-specific DNA binding
Source: RefSeq, a predicted model, not a curated record